GCUUUAUCAGACAACGCUGCAAGCUUCCUCAUUUUUCAAGGGGAAACACUGUGACUUUCUUAUCUUAUCGCACGGGACUUUUUUCGUGUUCUGUCCGUCUUGAUAUUUGAAAAGUAAACGCUUGGACUGAAUGGUGUUCACAAUUUCGUUUGUCUGCGGUAAAGUGUCUCGUAGAAUUUCAUCGUAAAAUAAAAGUACAGUUAUUUGGUGUUGCAUUUCGGAAUGGCACAGCAAAACCAACACAACAACGAGCUGGGUGGAUUUGCAAAUCCUCAAUUUGUUUUGAUAAAUGGCGUUUUUUGGAAUUCCAACCAAACCAGGAGGUAUAUUCAAGGACAAGUUUGGCUUAACGAAUUUACAGAUAUUCUGCUCCGAUGUUUACUGCAAAUUUCGGGCAAGAGACCCAUGUGGAAAGGACCCAUUCCUCUUGAAGAAAAGGGUUCGGGGGAAAUUUUGCGUUACGCAGAAAAGGCUGAAGACUUACACAAUCAUUCGCCCGUGAUCGUCGCAAGGGACUUUUACAAAAUAAGAUUACAAAGAAACAUAAUGACUCACGAAGUCAGAAAGUGGAACCAAUCAAACGAUCAUUUAAAAGAACUUUUGAUUCAAAUGACGAAGACCGCUUCGAAUUUGGAACCUUGUUUCUCCAGUGGUGAUUUGCACUCAAUCAUAAACGAUUUCCGUUCCAAAUGUGAAAGAGAACUCGAACAAAUGGAUGACGUGGACCACGAAUCCUUGUAUUAGCUAUAGUCACCGAUACAAUUUCAAUUGGAUUUGCUUGAAAAUAGAAUCGGUAAUCGAUUUGGCCUGGUCAAAAUGGAGCUUUCUUUUCCGUAACUUCUUUUCAUGUCAUUAUUGUUGUAAAGUUAGAACAAUAGUGUCAAUAGAUGGUGGUAACCAUCAGUCCAUCACAUUUAAAAUGAUAAAUCACCGAGGUUGUUCCGAGCAAUUUUUGCAUUGUAACUGUCAAUAAAAUUCCUUUCUGAUUUCGAAGGAUUUCCGGCUUUAACAGUCGAACGUCUGUGGAACGUAAGGAAUGCUUCAUCAAACCUGUUUAACUUACGUCUUAACUGCGUUAACCUUAAAAUCCUCGUAGUUGCCAGUAUUUUCUGGAAUUCAUUCGUCAAUGUUUUGAACAUGGUAUCUUUGUAUACGUGUUACAAAUAAAAAUUUAAAAAAUGAA
This is a messenger RNA of Daphnia magna, 1183 nucleotides long. RefSeq lists its product as uncharacterized. Lineage: Eukaryota; Metazoa; Arthropoda; Branchiopoda; Diplostraca; Daphniidae. The transcript is spliced from 2 exons. The record is from RefSeq and is a predicted model, not a curated record. The coding region runs from base 223 to 744 and encodes 173 amino acids.